UUCUACCCAAAAUGCAACAGCGUUUGCUUAGCAGCAGGCGGGGAAUAGGAAAAUUUGCACCAUGCGCGCAUACGUCCUUCGAUAUUGGUCACUUUUCGAUGUUUAAACGGAAUACACUUGGCUCAGACAUACAGCGAAAAACAACUUACUGCAGUGGCGUUGUUUGAGAGUCAUGUUGUGUGGAAAAAAAUAUAUUUUAAAGUUAAAGUAGUUCUGCUCUGGCCCACACGCGGGCAUUUCUGCGAAGCUAACUGCCGCGAUGCUGUGUUGCUCGUCGCCGCUCUGCUAAUGUGGCUAAAGCACAUCAAUUUGGACUUGAAGGUGUUUAAUGAUUAAACUACAAUGUCUGGAUUUAACUUCGGGACGGGAACACUCGGUUCCACCAACGCUGGAGGAGGGUUUGCAUUUGGAGCAGCAACCAGUGCGCCUGCGGCCAGUACUGGUGGCUUCUCGUUUGGUAAUGCAUUGGGUGCUGCCGCUGCCACCCCUGCCACGACCGCCAGCACCACCCCAUCCCUCGGUCUAGGAGGAAGUCUCUUUGGUCAGAAAGCUCCUGGGGGGUUUUCAUUCAACACGCCUGCUGCAGGGGCCCCAGCUUCGACAACGGCCGCAAGUGGCUUCAGCCUAGCCUUCAACAAACCCACUGGCUCAGCUGCGCCGUUCUCCCUCACUGCUGCUACCACCAGCUCCGCGUCUGCCCCCACUGGGGCAGGUUUAACAUUCGGCUCUGUCCUGACGUCGACGGCGCCACAGCAGCCCGCGGCGACAGGCUUCGCACUCGGCCUCGGCAGCACCACAACCACGGCAGCUGUCGCAACGGUUCCAUCGCUGGGCGGGGGUCUUUUUUCCAGUACGGUGGCUACAGGUUUGGGUCAGUCCACUCUUGGUGGAGGAGGGGGGUUAACAUUAAGUUCUUUGUUAAGCACUUCAACAGCAGCGACGGCAGCCCCGGCUCCCAGUAUUGGCUUGGGUGGGGUUGACUUUAGUGCCUCCUCUGAGAAAAAGAGUGACACCUCAUCUGGAGCCAACGCCCAGGACAGUAAAGCCUUAAAGGAUGAGAACCUGCCUCCAGUCAUUUGCCAAGACGUCGAGAAUUUCCAAAAGUUUGUCAAAGAGCAGAAACAGGUUCAGGAGGACAUCAGCCGAAUGACGUCAAAGGCAAUCUCCAAAGUCCAGGAUGACAUUAAGACCCUCAAGCAGCUUCUCUCUGUCAAUGCGAGUGGCCUGCAGCGUCAAGCUCUGGCCAUUGACAAGCUCAAACUGGAGACUGCACAGGAGCUGAAAAAUGCCGACAUAGCACUGCGUACGCAAAAGACGCCCCCUGGACUUCAGCAUGAAAACACUGCACCUUCGGAUUAUUUCCGCUGCCUGGUAGAGCAGUUUGAGGUGCAACUUCAGCAGUACCGACAGCAGAUCGAAGAGCUGGAGAACCACCUGACCACACAGAGCAGUGGCUCUCACAUCACCCCUCAGGACCUGACCCUGGCCAUGCAGAAGUUGUACCUGACGUUUGUCGCCCAGGCUGCGCAGCUCCAAUCUGUCCAUGAGAACGUAAAGAUCUUGAAGCACCAGUACCUCUCCUACCGCCGAGCCUUUUUGGAGGACUCGACCGACGUCUUUGAGUCCAAGCGGGCGUCGAACAGGAAGUGGCAGAGCACGCCGCGCGUCACCACGGGUCCGGCCCCAUUCUCGAGCGUGCCAAAUGCUGCAGCGGUGGCCAUGGCGGCCACACUGACCCAGCAACAGCAGCCAACUACAGGGAACCAGCCACCCUUGGGAGGAGGGUUCGGCAACCCCUUUGCCACAGCAGUGGGCACUAGUAUGGGCUCGACCACUUUGGGAGGUUUUGGUGCAGGGCCAGGAUUUGGUGGGGUGGGGACUGGGGGUUCUUCUUUUGCCUUCGCCGCCACCACUAAGCCCACAGGAGGCAGUCUGAGUGCAGGUUUUGGUGGGACCAACACCUCAGGCUUUAACUUCAGCAACCCUGGUAUCAACCCCUCGGCCGGACUGACCUUUGGCGUGUCCAACGCGCCUGCUGCCGGCUUCGGCACCGGGGCGCCUCUGCUGCAGCUCAAAAAGCCACCCGCCGGCAAUAAACGGGGCAAAAGAUAGAAGCAAAGCAAGACCCACGGAAGCUUGUGAUUGAGCAGUUGUCAACUUUGGACUUUGUAGCUUUUUUCUUUUUUAUGCCCGAUUUCCCAAGCUGUGUUUUAGCACUGGAAAUUGGCCUAGAAGAAUCCCGAGCCAUUAUUGUCCACCAAAAUGGAAUGGAAGGAGGCCUUCCAUUCCAUUUAUAUUUUAACUUUGAUGUUUUGUCUGAUAGAAUCACUCAUACAAGGACAAUAAUAAUGACACAAUUUUUAUUAUAAAGCCCCAUUCAUGAUCUUGGACCAAAUCCAUUCUAGGCAUUUAAUGAAAUGUUAAACAGGAAUUACCACAUUGCUUUUGGGAAGAUCACUUUGGCAUUCUGAGUUUGGCUAAUUUUCAUCAAGCUCAGCUAAUGUUGGCCAAAGUUCCAUCCAGAGAGUUGAAUUAGGUUUAAGAGAAAGAGUCCAGCGAGACAUACUUUUAUUUUUGUAACAGUAGGUAAGAUAAAAAGUGAAAAGCAUCCUGAUAGUCACUCAAUCUUGAUAACGUUUUUUUUUCGCUUAAGUAUUUGUAAUUUCAAUGAACGAGACUUGCUAUGUAUUUCAAGAUAAUUAAAAUCUUAAGACAUGCGCUGUGCAGAGUUCUCAUGCAAAACCUUUGUCCUAUGACUGCUAAUGUGCAUGUGUACAGUUGAAAAUUAUUUUCUGUUCAAGUUUUUUCCUUCUUUUUUUUUGUCGCUGUCCAAGUCCAUUGUUACUGGUUGUUGUAGUUCUAUUUUCAAAUGACUGUAUGACUAUUUUCAAGAACUUAUUUCAUAAUAAAAAAAAUAAUUCUGAA
Hippocampus zosterae (dwarf seahorse) is the source of this 2925-nucleotide messenger RNA. RefSeq names its product nucleoporin 58 (gene nup58). Lineage: Eukaryota; Metazoa; Chordata; Actinopteri; Syngnathiformes; Syngnathidae. The record is from RefSeq and is a predicted model, not a curated record. Bases 343 to 2112 code for a protein of 589 amino acids. The transcript is spliced from 13 exons. Gene Ontology annotation, molecular function: structural constituent of nuclear pore. Gene Ontology annotation, cellular component: nuclear pore. Gene Ontology annotation, biological process: nucleocytoplasmic transport.